AUGGCCGGGAAUUUGAAGCAGUUACGUAGACUAUUGCGGGAAUUUAAAUUAAUUAGUGAUAGUUCUAGAAUUCCUGGUCAGUUUCAGGUUAUAGCAUUAUAUUGUUAUGCAGCUGAUUCAAAUUUUCUGAAAGCUUUAACUCCACCAUUAGAAGGAAAAGGGAAAGAAGUCAUUUAUUUGCAUGAUAUUUUACUUACAGAUGGCUCAGAGAAACUUAAGUGUUUCUUAGCUUUACCUCUCGGACAUUUUGUACAAAAAAAUGUGGUGAAAGUAGGGAGUUAUGUUGAGAUUCAUAAAGCAAAAAUGUGUUACCUGGAGGGUGAAUAUAAUGAUUCUCAUAUUGUUGAAUAUGUAUUGUUAGAAGCCAUAAAAGUAACCGAGUUUUCACCUGUUGCAUAUCCUGUUUUGGGUUCUUUAAGAUUUGUGGAAUCGACUAACUACCGUGAACGUGAAGCAAUACCUCUAGUAACUGGCAGAAAGUGUUACCUGAAUCCUUGGAUUCCUAUAGUGCCGGAUGGAAAUGAUUGGAUUAAUAAUGGUCUUCCAGAGUAUGAAGAAGAUGAUUCUACACAAAAUAUUUGUUUGUUGCAAGAUCUUGCUGAUGACUGGAUGAGGUUACCAAAGCCUUAUCCUCCAAUUUUUGUUCGGGUCAUGGCACGUGGUAUUUUGCAUCACUAUGGCUACAGUAGAAAUGAUGGAUCACAUCCUUUUAUGGCACGGUUGUCUGUGGGUGAUUCAUCUGGUUCAUGUCUUUGUGUUGUGUUUGGAAAAUUACUUGCUUCUCUUUACUAUGGGGCAGUUCCUGGAACUCUCUUUAUGAUACAGAGUUAUUCAAUAAAAAAGCCAGAAAAUCCGCAUUUUCCUAGAUUAAGAGGAGCUGCAGGAAAUAUGCCAGUUCUUGACAUGGAAAUAGUUCUUGGUGAUAAUAGCAGAGUACAAAUUGUUCCACCUGACAAUGAUUUGCUUCAUUUGCAAAUUAUCAACAUGCCUCUUAUUGAAUAUUCAUUCGGCAACAGAGCAUCUUUAACGUAUGCUGCCAACGAAACUACCAUUGACAUGGUUGGAUUAAUUACGUAUGUUAGUCUUUUUCACCGUUUUAUGUAUAAGUUUGGAAAACUGCAUGCACGUUGUUUUGUAGAGUUGAUUGACAGUUCUGAUCCAUUUCCUUUUGUUGCAAUUUUUUAUGACAAUGGACAAAGGUUUGACAUAAAAGAAAUUCACCCUGGACAAGUCUUAGUUGCAACUCAUAUGAAAAUUUGCCAUUUGCCUGAUGAACUUAUCUCAUCUCAUCAAAUUAGAACAUACUUAAAAUCUACUCACUUCACUGAGCUGUACAUAACUCAUAGCCAUAGCAGUCCAUACAUUCGCUAUCCAGCUGUUGCUGAUGUAGCAAAUAUUAUACGAGAACAUCAUGAUGAAAUUGAAUUUCUACAAAAUAAUAUGCUAAGAGCAGGUGGUGUUUCAAUGUUUCUAAGAAGCUAUAAAACUUUAGAAUCUUAUAAAGAAAGUUUUGGAAAUAGUUCAGCUGGGAAGAUGAUUCCUGGGGCUUAUUGGAAGUUAGCACUUGAAAGUUUAAUUUACAGGGAACGAAGAUGCGUCACUUUAGGAGGCUUUAUAGUUCAAGUAGAUUAUGUUGAUCUCCAAACUGUUGAUUCUCCUGAUCCUGUGUAUGGUUGGGCGUAUGCUUCAGACAUUUCAUCCAGAAGAACCCUAUUUGUAAAUAUUAAAGCAAUGUAUAAAUUAGGCUCAAUGUUACCUCUGAAUGCUGGUCAAAAUGAAAAACUAAUGUUUCCAUCCCAGUAUUCCUCGGAUAAUGAAGAAUAUUUUAAAGUCUACAGACAGUUUCCAGCUGUGGAUGCAGUUGAUUGGAAACCACCCACAGAAGUAGAAAUUCAGGAUAUUCCAAUAUUAUCUGAUGGUUAUUAUAUAGUGUCUAUAGCCAGUUUGCACUAUCAAGCAAUAUUACAGUGUUUAGUAAUACCUGAACCCAGUUCUAAGCCACAUCCCUCACUUAUUGAUGCAUUAAGUGGAAACUUACAAAUUUUGCCACUACAAAGUAUGGGCUCCUUUUUAAGUGAACCUCCACGUUAUACGUGGGAUGAAGUAAGAGAAAUUCGUAGAACAGCUUCAGAAGUGAGUGAAAGGACUUUUGUAUUUGCCAUUGAAUUACAUCGCACAAAAUCUGAUGUUGUGUCAGCUCAUCUGCAAAGAGCUUAUAUAUGUCCACCAGACCAAAUUAGUGCAGCUAUGGAUGCUGAUAGAGUUUUAUAG
This is a messenger RNA of Uloborus diversus, 2271 nucleotides long. RefSeq names its product RPA-related protein RADX-like. Lineage: Eukaryota; Metazoa; Arthropoda; Arachnida; Araneae; Uloboridae. The transcript has 14 exons. Gene Ontology annotation, molecular function: single-stranded DNA binding. Gene Ontology annotation, cellular component: replication fork. Gene Ontology annotation, biological process: regulation of DNA repair. The record is from RefSeq and is a predicted model, not a curated record. Bases 1 to 2271 code for a protein of 756 amino acids.